UUGGUUCGGAAGCGUUUCAGAUUUAAGCAAUAGCGCCCAGCAUCAAUUGGGAAGGUAGAACGGCCUAAUCCAGUCUGCAAAAGGAAACAUGGAGUUCUUCUUUAAAGGUUUAAGUGAAGAGACACUGUUGAAUGAGCAAUGCAAUGAUCUUCCUGACAUUCAAAGAUGUCCAUUCCUAAGGAACAUUAAUGAGCACACCAACUUUUCCUUCUCUCCAAGGAAUUUCCCCUUGCCUAGACGGGGAGCCAAAGGUCCAAUCUUUGAAGAUGGUCCUAACUUUGAUAUGGCAUUUAGGCUUUUCCAUGGGAAGGAUGGUGUAGUCCCCCUCUCAGGCAGGUCAUAUUCUCAUUCUGAGAAUAUGGAGCCUGAGCCUGAGACUGCUGCCCCAUUUAAUCCCCUAGCAGCGAAAGCCGCUACUAUCAGUCUCUCAGCAUUUGGGCCAGGAGGUCCCUUCAGCUUCAAUUCCUUUUCUGAGAUGUGGAAGAACCAGGAAAGAAAAUCCAAUUCAGCCAAGAAGAAGAAACCUUCUUCAGAAGCGCAGGGCAAUGACUCUUCAAACCAUGAGGCACUGAGUAAUGAAUGGCUUGAGACUGGUAACUGCCCAAUUGCUAAGUCUUACAGGGCUGUAAGCCAUGUUGUGCCAAUUGUUGCAAAAGCUCUUCAACCACCUCCAGGCAUGAAAUUUAAGUGCCCACCUGCAAUAGUUGCAGCCCGAGCUGCGCUGGCUCGUACGUCCUUUGUGAAGACCCUCCGCCCCCAGGCUUUAUCAUCAAAGAUGCUUGUGAUUGGUUUAUUGGGCAUGGCAGCUAAUGUACCGCUCGGUAUAUGGAGGGAGCACACGCGUAAAUUUUCGCCAUCAUGGUUUGUUGCAGUGCAUGCAGCUGUGCCAUUCAUAGCUAUGCUAAGGAAGUCCGUUCUGAUGCCCAAGACGGCCAUGGCUUUCACCAUUGCAGCCUCAAUCUUAGGUCAGGUUAUUGGUUCCAGAGCUGAACGGAUCCGCCUGAAAUCAAUAGCUCAGAGGGCAGAGUUGCUGUCACAAAGAGAGACUACAAAAGUUGUCGUUGGCAAGCCCACUCCAGGGCAGGUUGGUGGCAUUACAUCUGGACACUGUGGGGCACAGGAGAUUAAAUGGGACCUGCUUCCAUUCAAGCCAGCUGAGACUUCCUCUGCUGAUGUUUGUUUCUGAUUUUGAAUGCUGAGCCAUCUUAUUUAGUUUCAGUCAUUUGAAAGACUAGACUUCCACAUGUAGGAAGAUAUCAUUGGCUGCAGUUGGGGAAGAAGGGAAAAAGAAAAUAACUAGAGAGAAUAAACGAAAAACGACAUGUUCUUACUUAUAAUGAUCUAUGCUUAUGUUUUCAUUUGUUUUA
Messenger RNA from Telopea speciosissima, 1367 nucleotides. RefSeq lists its product as uncharacterized. Gene Ontology annotation, cellular component: chloroplast. Lineage: Eukaryota; Viridiplantae; Streptophyta; Magnoliopsida; Proteales; Proteaceae. The transcript has 5 exons. Bases 89 to 1186 code for a protein of 365 amino acids. The record is from RefSeq and is a predicted model, not a curated record.